Molecule: messenger RNA, 1126 nt
Organism: Aedes aegypti (yellow fever mosquito)
Lineage: Eukaryota; Metazoa; Arthropoda; Insecta; Diptera; Culicidae
Product: protein TIPIN homolog
Exons: 2
Coding region: 181-1029 (282 amino acids)
Biological process (GO): DNA damage response; replication fork arrest; DNA replication checkpoint signaling
Cellular component (GO): replication fork protection complex; nucleus
Molecular function (GO): DNA binding
Source: RefSeq, a predicted model, not a curated record
UUACCAGUUUGCACACGGAAACUUUAAAAAGGUGAUGAAAAAUGCGUGUUAGAUUCACAGAAGUCCUUAAAGCGCGCGAACUGUGAUCCGUUGUUUUUGUUUUCAAAAUUUUACGAAUCGCACGCAUUAAAUCUAUAUUGAUUUUUUUUUUAAAUUAUCCAACUAAACGAAGUCUUCAGAAUGUCCGUCUUAGAUUCUUUGUUCGGUGACGAACUCGGCAACGAAAACGACGGCGAGAUCAUGUCGGAUGAUGAUCAGGGCGCAAUCAACGAUCCGGACAAUCCGGAUGCGAAUGGUGCUGACGAAGGCGAGACGAAACCGAUUCCCGUGGAGCCGAAAAAGAAGACGGUCCGUCAUCCCCGUCUAACGCUGAACGCUAAUCUGCUGUGCGGCCCCAGAGGAAUCGUCGACAUGGAAAACUACUUCAAGGAUAUGAAAUUCAAGGGCAAAGGCCACGAACGGGAGGAUUUGGACGCCGUGAUGAAACGGAUGCAACAUUGGGCCCAUCGAAUGUUUCCGAAGUACGGGUUCGAUGACAGCCUGGCCGCUAUCGAGAAUCUUGGCCGGAAGAAGCAAACCCAAUCAUACAUGAACAAAUACCGGAUGGGAUUGCUGGAACCGGAAGAUUUACCGGCAGCUGAUGACGAUCAGGACAACGAUGGCCUGGUAUAUGAUUCGAACGUUAUGAAUCAACCUCUUGAUCCCCUGGACAGCAUGCUGGAUGAGCAGAUAGCCAUUUCUCGGGCCAAUGCCAGUCUGAAUACUUCCGGCGUGGCUAACCUGUCGAUGUCGGAGAAAAAUUUCGACUCCAUCCGGGAUGGAGGCGUUUCGGUGCCGACCACUCCGGUCAAUACACCCAGCCGACCAUCGCCAGGACUGUCGGAAGAGAUGCGGGCGAAAAUUGCGGCUAAUCGACUGAAAGCUCUGGAACUCCGGAAGGCUAGAAUGGCGGUGUCGGCAACCAAUCCAGAGGCUGGAAGUUCGACGGCAGCAGAGGCCUCCGUGAAUGUGGCUCAAACGGAAAGUUAGGACAGUGAAGUUAGUGUAAUUUAUGUUAUGUUAAGCUGUUAGAAAUAAAGGAUCAGUCAAGUGACAUAAGAUAGGUUUUAAUUUGACCAAUGAUUAA